AUGAAGUACGUUAUUGUUUCCGGAGGAGUUAUUUCUGGCGUUGGAAAGGGCAUAGUCAGCAGCAGUAUCGGCGCACUGCUGAAGUCGAGGGGCCAUGUUGUGACACACUUUAAAAUUGACCCAUACCUGAACUACAAUGCUGGAAGGAUGCACCCAUAUGAGCAUGGGGAGGUCUAUGUCCUUGAUGAUGGACAUGAGUGUGAUAUGGAUUUUGGGAACUACGAAAGAUUCAAUGGGAUAAAGCUCUCGGGUGCCAACAGUAUACCCGGUGGGAGGCUACUUCAUGAUAUUGUAAAAUGCGAGCGGGAGGGGUCUUUUCUUGGGAAGACACUGCAGAUCAACCCGCACAUAAUAGAUGAGGUGAUCAGGAGAAUCAGGGCUGUUGCAGACACCCCUGUCGAGAGCUUCGGCGGCGGCCAGGCCGCAGUGCCAGACGUCGUCGUCGUCGAGCUCGGGGGAACCGUCGGCGAGUACGAGUCGUCGAUAUACACAGAGGCCCUGGCAAAGUUCCAGUACGUCGUCGGAAAGGCCAACUGUGCAUUUGUGUCUGUGGACUACAUCGUGGAGCUGGAGACCGGGGAGCAGAAGACAAAGGGCAUCCAGAUGGGGUGUAGGAACUUCAGGAGGUUUGGGCUCAACUACGACAUCGUCAUAUGCAGGGGCCGGAGGGAGCCGAACAUGGAGACCCGCAGGAAGAUAUCGACAAGCUGCUGGGUCAAGGAGGAGAAUGUGCUGGGGCUUCCGAACCUCGAGUCUGUGUACCUUGCGCCGAUGUUUCUUGAGAAGCACGGGAUUGUCGAGGCCCUGAACAGGAUUCUGGGGCUGGACGACAAGGGAAUGGACCGGAGGAUGCUGGACAUAUUCUCCAUGGUUGGGAGGAGACACCGGGACGGGGUGCGGAUUGGGAUAGUUGGGAAGUACGCGCCGGAGUUUGACAGCUACACGUCUCUUGUGAAUGCACUGAAGUUUUCCGGGGCGCACAUCGGGGUGAAUGUGGAGAUUGUGUGGAUUAACUCUGAGUCGUACUCUGUGUGUGACUUUGAGCGGUGCGACGGGGUUGUGAUACCUGGGGGAUUUGGGGCGCGGGGGAUUUCUGGGAAGAUUGAGGCGAUCCGGCAUGCGCGGGAGAACGGGGUUCCGCUUCUGGGGAUCUGCCUCGGGUACCAGCUGUCUGUGAUUGAGAUGUGCAGGAACAUUCUCGGGAUGUCUGAUGCAUUUUCCGAGGAGUUCCAGCCCUCGGGGAAGAAUCUUGUUGUCCGGUUUAUCAGCGACGAGAACGGGGUGGUGGACAAGAGGCUGCGUGUCGGGGGAUAUGGGGUUGAGCUGCGUGACGGGCUGGUGAAGAAGCUGUAUGGGGGCGUGGAGACUGUACGGGAGAGGCACCGGCACCGGUUUGAGGUGGCGCAGGAGAAGGUGCGCGGGCUUUUGCAGCACGGAGUGAGGUUUGUGGGGUUCAGCAGUGGAGGGAAGAAGAUAAAUGUUUUUGAGGUUGAAUCGCACCCGUUUUUUGUUGGGGUGCAGUUCCACCCUGAGUUCAAUGCAAGGCCUGACCGCCCACACCCUCUGAUAACCGGGCUUGUGUCUGCAUCGUACGAAAGAUCGAAAUAA
Encephalitozoon cuniculi GB-M1 is the source of this 1608-nucleotide messenger RNA. Its product is annotated as CTP synthase. The transcript has a single exon. Lineage: Eukaryota; Fungi; Microsporidia; Unikaryonidae. The coding region runs from base 1 to 1608 and encodes 535 amino acids. Gene Ontology annotation, molecular function: identical protein binding; CTP synthase activity. Gene Ontology annotation, biological process: pyrimidine nucleobase biosynthetic process; CTP biosynthetic process. The record is from RefSeq and is marked provisional.